Molecule: messenger RNA, 1029 nt
Organism: Laccaria bicolor S238N-H82
Lineage: Eukaryota; Fungi; Basidiomycota; Agaricomycetes; Agaricales; Hydnangiaceae
Exons: 4
Coding region: 1-1029 (342 amino acids)
Source: RefSeq, a predicted model, not a curated record
AUGGCGGCACUGCGUGCAUUCGCAAGGAAAAGCUGGCACCAGCAGACAUCGCGCAGCAGCGAUACGCCUCCAUUCUCACGCAUAUACCCAACAAAAUCGACCCCUUCCAAGGAAUACUUGUCAAAAACUCAUGAUCAAUCGCACAACAACAGAACGCACGCGCAAUUGGAAGACAAGGCCUUUCGCUGCUUAUUGCGCGGAUAUUCUGGCAGUUCCAGGGCAUACCGUAGCAACACUGUCCAGGGAGUGUCUUCGCCAGAGACUCGCCCUCCCAAAUUGCCCACUCGGUCAAAGAUGGCAGGUGCGCCAACUGAGAGAAACUCGUCACUAGAUGCCAAGGGUGAGGUAUUCUGUGCAAAAGGUGCUGGAAGAACAUGUAUUUACCCAAGCAAACCAAUCGAGAAACAGGCGGUAUCGUCUUCCGACGGUCAACUGAAGGGCAAGUACCAUAAAGAGUGCUUUAAUUGCCACACCUGCCAUAAACCCUUCCCUGAUAAGACGUUCUACGUCUACGAUGGGAAGCCUUUGUGUGCCUAUCACUAUCACGAAGCCAAUGACUCACUCUGUGCUGCGGCACGGUGUGGGCAGCCUAUUGAAGGUCCUUGUGCCGUCUCACACACUGGCGACAGAUAUCACCCUGAGCAUAUGACAUGCGAAUACCCUGGAUACCCGGAAUGCACGGAAACACUGAGUGAGUAUUGGAAGGUGGAUGGUCAGAUGUUGUGUGAACGGCAUGCACAUAGCGGUAAAUCAGGUAGCGAUGACGAGGGAGAAGAACAGUGGGUACAGAGCUCAAGGGCGAUGAAGCGCGUCACAUGGUUCAUUAAUCUUACAGGUGGUGGUGCGUUGGGUAGCGCUGGGGCAGGUGCUGCUCCAGUUGGCCUUUUCUCCCUCUUGCUGGCUCUCCAGUCUCUAUCUCUUCCCCUUUUCCUCUUUUUUUAUUAUAUCGGUAUCAAUUAUCAAUCUUGCCCUUCCUUCUUUUCGUUCUAUUCCUCUCUUCGACACUCGAUUUUUUAUCCGUGGACUUGA